This is a messenger RNA of Gadus macrocephalus (Pacific cod), 2764 nucleotides long. It is a transcript of the gene nme9, whose product is annotated as NME/NM23 family member 9. Gene Ontology annotation, biological process: UTP biosynthetic process; CTP biosynthetic process; GTP biosynthetic process. Bases 107 to 2638 code for a protein of 843 amino acids. NCBI's taxonomy places the organism in Eukaryota, Metazoa, Chordata, Actinopteri, Gadiformes, Gadidae. Gene Ontology annotation, molecular function: nucleoside diphosphate kinase activity. The record is from RefSeq and is a predicted model, not a curated record. The transcript has 17 exons.
ACCAACAAGGGCUUGUGACCCUGGAUCAUUUGUAUUUGCAUCCUCCCUUUGGGGGACUGAUAGAAGGCAGUCAUUUCACUCAGAUUUAAUUUGAUGUGCUUUUCAAAUGGCAGCCAAAAAGAAAGAAGUGAGCCUCCAGACAUCCAUCACAAUCCAAGAGCAAUGGGAUGAAAUGCUUGCGACAAAAGGUUUAACAGUGAUCGAUGUGUACCAGCAGUGGUGUGGUCCCUGCAAAGCCGUGGUCAGCCUCCUGCGGAAGAUCAAGAACGAGCUGGGCGAAGACCUGCUGCAUUUUGCCACAGCCGAGGCAGACAGUAUGGAGGCUCUGGAGAAGUACCGGGGGCGUUGUGAGCCCACCUUCCUGUUCUUCGGGGGGGGCCAGCUGGUGGGGGUCCUACGGGGAGCCAAUGCGCCCCUGCUGCAGAGGAGGGUGCUGGAGGAGCUGGCCAAGGAGAAACUGGUGAUGGAGCAAGGAGGGGCGAGGAGGACGGUAGAAGAUGACGGUCUGGUGGAGGAGGAGGAGGAGGAGGAGGAGGAGGAGGAGGAGGAACACGGGGACGGCAUCAAGCUCCUCCAUGAUGAAAGCAUGCUCGUCCCUCCCAGCGAGGGCUUCACCCUGGCCAUCCUCAAACCAGAUGCAGUUGCUACCGGCAAUGCAGAGGAGAUCAUUACGAAGAUCCGAGACGCUGGCUUCCAGAUCCUGGCCCAGGAGGAGCGAGCGCUGGGCGAGCAGGUGGUGCAGGAGCUAUAUCGCCCCCAGGAGGCAGAGGUGUGUCCAUACUUCGAGGAGUUGGUGCGGUUCAUGUCCAGUGGCCCCUCCCACAUCCUGGUGCUGUCUCGGGCGGGACCGGGGCCAGCAAACGUGGUCCAGGCCUGGCUGGACUUCAUGGGGCCCACUGACGUAGAGGAAGCCAAAAGGGACAAACCACACAGCUUGCGGGCGAGGUACGGCACGCGGACGCCGCUCAACGCUGUGCACGGCAGCACGGACCGCCUCCAGGCCGGCAGGGAGCUGGCCCUCCUCCUCCCCCACUUCAGCCUGGCCGGGGCGGGGCAGGAAGGGCAGGAAGGGCGCGGGGAGCGGACGCUGGCAGUGCUCCGCCCCGCCGCCGCCAGGGACCGCAGAGAAGAGCUCCUGUCCCGGGUCGGUGCUGCAGGCUUCAGGGUGGCCCUGCGGAGGGAGCUGACCAUGACAGAGGACCAGGUGAGACUGUUCUACUGUCACCAUGCCGACGAGGAGCCCUACCCCACCCUGCAGAUCAGCAUGACCAGCGGGCCGGCCCUUGCCCUGGUCCUGGUCCGAGACCACGCCAUCCAGACCUGGAGGGCCCUCCUGGGACCGGCGGACCUCACCCAGGCCAGGAAGGAGGACCCAAACUGCCUCAGAGCGCUGUUCGCUGUGGAGACGGAGCCGCUGAACCAGCUGCACGGCAGUGCCAGCGCAGACGAGGCCCAAAGGGAGAUCGACCUGCUGUUCCCCGUCCAGCGCACCCUGGCCCUCAUCACGCCGGGCGCCCUGCAGCAGCACAGAGAGGAGAUCCUGGAGGAUGUCAGGGCCGCAGGGUUCUCUGUGGUCCGGGAGAAGGAGGCGGUCCUGAGCAGGGAGGAGGCAGAGGACUGGUACAAGGAGCAGCGGGGCCAGCCGGCCUUCACCCCGCUCCUGGAGGUCCUGUGUGGGGGCCCCUGUCUGCUGCUGGUGCUCACCAAGGAGAAUGCCGUGGAGGAGUGGAUGGCCCUGAUGGGCCCUUUGGACCCGGUGGAGGCCAGGGAGUCGGCCCCCGGCUCCCUGAGGGCCCGCUUCUCCUCUGACCUCAUCCACACCGCCGUGCAUGGCUCCUCCAGCGAGCAGCACGCCGAAGAGCACAUCCUCCGCCUGUUGGGAGACCUCUCCUCAGACCCGGGGCUCUCUGGACCUGCUGACCCCCCAGAAGAAGCAGAGGAGCCGGUAACAGAGGCAGAGGGGAGUGUCUCAGGGUCAGGUGCUGAGGUCCCCCCCUCAGGGGCCCCUGAUCAGCAGUGUGCCGAGGGCCACCCUUCAGGGACCCCUGAUCAGCAGUGUGCCAAGGGCCCCCCCUCAGGGGCCCCUGAUCAGCAGGGUGCCGAGGGCCCCCCCUCAGGGGCCCCUGAUCAGCAGGGUCCCGAGGGCCCCCCCUCAGGGGCCCCUGAUCAGCAGUGUGCCGAGGGCCACCCUUCAGGGACCCCUGAUCAGCAGUGUGCCAAGGGCCCCCCCUCAGGGGCCCCUGAUCAGCAGGGUCCCGAGGGCCCCCCCUCAGGGGCCCCUGAUCAGCAGGGUGCCGAGGGCCCCCCCUCAGGGGCCCCUGAUCAGCAGGGUCCCGAGGGCCCCCCCUCAGGGGCCCCUGAUCAGCAGGGUGCCGAGGGCCCCCCAUCAGGGGCCCCUGAUCAGCAGGGAGCCGAGGGCCCCCCCUCAGGGGCCCCUGAUCAGCAGUGUGCCGAGGGCUACCCUUCAGGGGCCCCUGAUCAGCAUGGGGCUAAGGGGGGGCAUGUCCCGGGGUCUGGCCCCCCCCCAGGGCCCCCUAACCAGCAGGGGGCUGAGGGCCCUGCCCAGCAGGAGACCGGUGAUGAGCCAGGGGUCCAUGAAGCCCAGCAGCAGAACCAGGAGCAGUGUUUUAACAGCUGAGGCAGGUGGCUCAGGAAGUAGAGCGGGUUAGCUGGUAACCAGAAGGUUGCUAGUUUGAUCCCCGGCUCCUCCUCACUGAGUGCCGAGGUGUCCCUGAGCGGGACACCUCACCCUGAUUACGAGCUG